GGUAGCGGCAAGACACAUGAAUCUCAACCAAAUCUCAAUAAUAUUACAAAACAACAAAAUGAAGCGAAGAAACUAUAAGUACUUUGUGUGCGCGUGUGUACUAGUGUAUAUAUACUAUUUCUUUGGUGUAAGUGACUAUUUAUUCUCGAAGAGUUUCGAGGAUGACUUCGAUUAUCCUCUCAAUGUGGACAUACGAAGUAUAGUGAGUGACGUCAUGCUCGGCAAGAAGAUAAGUGUGACUCCAAUCAACUACUACCCCUACAGGUUCUUGACUAACUCCGGAAAAUGUUCUACAAUAGAAAAACUGGACUUGUUCAUCGUGGUCAAGUCUUCCAUGGAUCAUUUCGGCCACAGGAAUGCAAUACGACAAACUUACGGCCAAGAAACCCUACCAGGACGAACUGUCAAAACUUUAUUCUUUCUCGGAAUCGAUGGUCAACCUAAAUCUGAUCUACAAAGGCGAAUCGAUCAAGAGAUGGCUGAGUACAAGGAUAUAAUACAAAUCGAUUUUAGAGAUCAUUAUUAUAACAAUACUAUUAAGACGAUGAUGUCGUUCCGCUGGGUGUACGAGCACUGCUCCACAUCCGACUUCUACCUGUUUACCGACGACGAUAUGUACAUCUCCGUCAGAAAUCUACUGGACUACGUACACGAGAGGGACGAGGCGAGCCAGACUGAAGCAAAUCCAUCGAAGGAAACAAACGAAGUUGAAUCUUCAGGCGUCACGAGAACAGCUGAUUUAGAUAAAGACCAACUUUUCGCUGGAUACGUGUUCAAGUCAGCUCCGCAGCGAUUUCGGUCGAGUAAAUGGAGAGUGUCGCUCGACGAGUACCGCUGGAACAAGUGGCCCGCGUACGUCACGGCGGGCGCCUACGUCCUCUCCAACAAAUCUAUGAAAGUCAUGUACAUCGCUAGUCUGUUCGUCAAACAUUUCCGGUUCGACGACAUUUAUUUGGGCAUAGUGGCCAAGAAAGUUGGCGUCACCCCAACUCACUGCCCAAACUUUUAUUUUUACAAAAAAGCUUAUAGUAAGCUUAAUUAUAAAGAUGUUAUAGCUUCUCAUGGUUACGGAAACCAUGAGGAGUUGAUAAGAGUGUGGAAUGAACAGAACACUGUUGUGUGACUUGUAUUUUGUGUUUUGUAAAUGAUUGUACAAUUUUUAUCAUUCCAAAGGAAUUGAAAUUAUUUUGACUAAGCUCAUAUGGCUUUUGUGCUGGCGUCUUAGUUGGUGUAAGACGAAAGAAAAUUAAGGCCUAAAUAAACAGUUUUACGAACAUUACAACUGUCGCAAAAUAGGCUCAUGGCAGAAAAACUUAGAACAAGAAAUGUGAUCACAUUUUAAACAAAAAACUUAUAGUAACUGCAUGAUGUGCUUCGUAUAUAAUAUACAUGUAGUUUAGUUGCUAAGUCAUUUCUUGCCUUGUCUUUAUUACUGUUAUUAGUAAAUCUAAUGAUUCCAA
Molecule: messenger RNA, 1460 nt
Organism: Trichoplusia ni (cabbage looper)
Lineage: Eukaryota; Metazoa; Arthropoda; Insecta; Lepidoptera; Noctuidae
Product: beta-1,3-galactosyltransferase brn-like
Exons: 1
Coding region: 17-1123 (368 amino acids)
Cellular component (GO): membrane
Molecular function (GO): hexosyltransferase activity; UDP-glycosyltransferase activity
Source: RefSeq, a predicted model, not a curated record